Molecule: messenger RNA, 5536 nt
Organism: Megalobrama amblycephala (Wuchang bream)
Lineage: Eukaryota; Metazoa; Chordata; Actinopteri; Cypriniformes; Xenocyprididae
Product: calcium/calmodulin-dependent protein kinase type 1-like
Exons: 9
Coding region: 2415-4085 (556 amino acids)
Biological process (GO): lipid transport; protein phosphorylation; lipoprotein metabolic process
Cellular component (GO): extracellular region
Molecular function (GO): ATP binding; lipid binding; protein kinase activity
Source: RefSeq, a predicted model, not a curated record
GCUUGCAGAGUGAUACUGGAUACGGCAGUAAUGAAGGUAAUGAAGAGGAUGCACAAAUAAGAAUUGAGAAGCACCCACAAUUUUUCCCGUUGUGAGCCGUCAGCUCCUCCACUACAAUUUGAAGCGGUUAAGGCCCGGGUAUAUUUCAUUUCCUGGAUGCCGCUCCGUCACUCCGUCUCGCGCACAGUUGAGCGCGAGCCUUACAAAGAUACUCUUUUGCCCAUGAGCGUGGAAAGACAGUCACAAAAAACGCGACCACUAUUCAGACAGUGUUGGAUAAAACAGUUUAACGCUUUGAUGCCGUGCCUGAACACCGUUUAUCCCUUCACAGUGGCGUAGCCUAUAUUGGCGGGGCACGCAGGGCUAUUAAAUUAUUAUUCUUAUUAUUAUGCUACUUUUAUUAUUAAAAUAAUAUUGUAAUUCAUUAGCUUCGCAAUAGAGCUUGGCAAACUACGUCACUGCACGUUGCAUUCUGGGUAGUCGCCGCCAUGUUUUAGGUCACGCUCAGGAGCGUACAAUGACAAUAAAUACAACUCACCAGAUGAAAAAAUGACUGUAAUUACGUUAAUUUUUUUAAAGAGCUGCUUGUACUUGCUGAGAAUAAAUGGACUAAUAUUUUAAUCUCUUGUGUUCAUUCGAUCGCUCAGUCGUGUGGCCAGGACACGACACGCAUAGAAAUCAUACUGACGCCUUCUAUCGGACCACACACAGGACCAAAGUGAUUUCUCUAUUGCAGUUUUUAAUAACUAAGUGGCACCGAUAUAUCUGCCAGAUAAAAUAAUAAACACAAUAUAGAUUGAUCUCAGUCAGCAUAUCAUCAUAUCGCCCUGAUUUCUUCAUGUUAAAGCAUUAAGUCGCUACACCAAGUAAGUUUUACUGGACCUAAAUGGAAUAAAUACAUGAUUUCUUACAGAGAGAAGCUUAACAAUGAAUCAAAGAUGUGCUGCUUUAUGAACACGGAGAGUGAUCGCAAUGAGCUAUUUCACAAAUAACAUUUCGUGUUUUCGUACAUUAUUAAUGGCGUGAGCACGUACAUAUUCAAACAGAUCAGAAGUUAUGAAUCUGUAAAUGACAAAGCCACAUUUUGGUCAAGUUUAUUUUCAUUGAGUUUCACUUUGACCAUUGUGUCGUUUCUAAGCUGGAAGGCAGAAAAUGAGGGACAUUAUAGCAUGCUUAACGUGGCUUAAUUUACUAAGACAAACAAAAUUUAGUAUGCUUUAUUAGUUUGGUGUUUACUACAGAAAAGCAGAUGAGCCCAGAAUAUGAACGCAACACAUUUAACACAAGCAUUUUCCUCUCAUAAAGAAAACACUUAAUGGACAGUGACUUAACGUGUAAUAAGACAGGUUCUGUUCAUAUUCUGGGCUCAUCUGCUUUGCUGUACAUCGUUUCUAUGGGAGGAGAACAUUUAACGUGAAAUUAAACGCGUUGCGUUCAAAUUCUGGGCUAUUAUGAUGUUUACUUACAUUACGCCAGCAUUACGCCACGUUAAGCUUUUUAUAAUGUCCCGAAAAUGGGACAAAAUGGCGCUCCAUUUCACAUCCGUUUUCCACGCUGGUCAGUAUAUGCAGAUAGUUCAUAACACAGCCAGCGUUCACCAUUCUAAUAUGUUUUUAACUGUAUAAUAUAAAUUUUAACAUCUUCCUCCACUAUUUCCCAGUCUCUACUGUACUGUCCGUGACCUAAAGUCCCAGAAUGCAAUGCGUUGCUUACGUCACGUUCCCAGACUCUAUAUCAUGGUGCAUAUCACUGCAACCGAUGCUCUGACUGUGAGUGACGAUAAUAAAAGAUUAGUUGGAUACUCCUCAUUUAAAAAACAGCUUGUUUAACACGAAAUAAGAGAAAUAUCAAGAAAUAAAUUAACAGUCUCUAAGAGGAUAUGCGCCGUUAACGCAGCGACAGAUGGCAAAAGCUCAGUCAGUUUUUACUUUAAGUUUCUGUAGCAGCUGCGGCUCUGUAUGGGCAGGUGGGACAGAGCCUCACCAAAAUAUUCAUCCUAAAAUAGAGGCCUACCUCUAUGUACACUGAAUUAUUAAUAAAUUAUAAAUGUGUUCAGCAUUCUGCAACAAAUAUUUUUUCAGAUUUGCUAGACUAUUUUAAGUCGUAAAGUUAUCAGGGUAUAUUAAAAUGUAGCGCAUGGAUUCGACAGGCAUGUAUUCAUAAUACUAAGUGGGGCAGCUGGUCUCAGAGCUCUUCUCAGCUCUACAGCGCCACACAACUUUGCUAUGUAAAUCUGUGGUGUAAAAUGGAACUGCAGCACCCUCUCAUAGAGAGCCAUUGUGGCAGAUUUCUGGCAGCCCCGCUUAUUUCCAUGUUAAACACACCUCACGUACACCUCGCUCCAGACCAAGACGAUAUCAGUCCGCUUCAGAUAUGUGUCUGCAUCAGAGGUGCUAAAAGAACAUGGAUACACCAUGAAGGAAGAACUUGGACGAGGGAUUUCAGGAAUAGCGUUUCUGGUGGAAGACACAGAUGGAGAUCUUUAUGUGGUCAAACAGAUGAAUUCCAGAGAUGGGAAGGAGCUGGAUACUGUCAGAAAGGAAGUCAAGAUCCUGAAAACUCUGAACUUUGGAUAUAUUGUCACUUAUGUGAAUUCAUUUGAAGAUAAAAAAGCGGGACGCUUUUAUAUUGUGAUGGAGUAUUGUGAAGGAGGUGAUCUUUCAAAAAUCAUGGGAACACAGAAAAAGAAGGGUUUUUUUGAAGAAAGGCAGAUCAUUCAAUGGCUGGUUCAGAUUUGUCUGGCUCUGAAGUAUCUCCAUGAGAAGAAAAUUAUUCACAGAGAUAUUAAGCCUCAGAACGUCUUUCUGACUGAAGAUGGUUACAUCAAUCUAGGAGAUUUUGGAUGCUCAAAAGCAUUGGAAAGAGCUGAUGAAUAUGCUAGUUCAGCUGUGGGUGCAAAGCUCUACGCCAGCCCAGAAGUUUAUGAGAGUAAAUAUAACUCCAAGAGUGACAUAUGGUCAUUGGGAUGGUUGCUACAUGAUCUCUGCAUGCUUGAUGCGUGGGCCGAUAACAUGCAGCGCCACAUACUUCAUGCUGUCAGUAUGACAGGAAACCCCCCUCCCAUCUCAGAGAGAUACUCAGAGGAACUUCGUGAAUUAAUCAGUCAAAUGCUCAGUCAUGACCAUAAAGACAGACCUUCAGCUGAAGAGAUUCUAGCUAAACCGUUCCUGACAGAUGCAGUAGACAGAAACAGCAGAACUCCAGAGGCACUGCUACAGAGUUUUGUGAAGUCUAUCACCGCCUUUGAUGAGGCCUACAACAAGCACUAUAAAGACUUUGAGGUUUUAGUUAGUGAGUGGGGAAGAAUAACAGAUUCGAUGGAGUCUGCACAUUACAGCGCCACAGCGGGGAGUCUGUCAGGUUCGGUGAUCGGAGCAGCUGGAGGAAUCACUGCAUUAGUGGGUUUAAUUUUGGCACCGUUCACUCUUGGGGCGUCUCUGAUUGUUACUGGUGUUGGUGUUGGAGUAGGAGUUGCAGGUGGAGUAACAGGUGCUGCAUCCACCAUUACUAACACUGUACAGCAAAAAUCAUUCAGAGAGAGUCUUCAACAAAUUCAGCAGAAGUAUAAAUCUGUAAGUGAACCAAUUCUCACACCACUGAAUACACUGAGAAAGGUACUGAGAAAAAUCUCAAAGUUCAGUGUUUUUUUCGGCAGCUCAGCUUUUGACAAUGUGCAAAUAUCAUGCAAUUUAGACAGAAGGAAUGUUUUGUGUGCCACACAACUCAUGAAUUUGGGUCUGUUGGCAAAUAUUAGCAGAAUUGCUACUCAGACUGCAAGAGUAGGGCGAGUUGUAGCAGAAGCAGUCUCAGGAGUGUUAAGUGGACUGUUAGUCAUACUUGAUGUCGCCUUCAUAGUGAUGGAUUCUGUAGACAUUCACCAGAUGAGACAGGGAAAAGUAGAUGAUCCAGAAAAGGUCAAAUCCAGUGUGCUUAAAUCCAUUGCAGAGAUGAGGAGAACACAUAAUGACCUUUGCAAUGUCCAGAGGGAUAUACAAACAACAAGAGAGGAACUAAAAGACUAUAUAGAAUUGGCCAGGGGUGACAGUGGAAUAGACAGUGAUUUAAAUAGAUUAAACAUAUGUUGACCAUCAGGGUCACCGUGAUUUUGUCAAGUAGAUCCAUGUUCCUGGAUCAACAUUUUUGUUAAUCCUGGAACAAUAUUCCAAACAACAAAUCAGAUUUCAGGGACAAGUUUACCCUUUAUGUCAAGUUUAGGCUUGCAACCAGGGUUAGGUGCUUCUACAUCAAUGUAAUUCACCUAUCUUUCCGCUCUGAUUUUUGGGAAAAGUUAUGGGUAGGGUUAGGUUUAGGGGUAGGAAUAGGGUUAAGACUAAAUUUUCAGACUGGAAUGGUGUUCCAGGAUCAACAAAAUAUGUUGAUGAACAUGUCUUACUUGACAAAAAAAUCUCAAUGACCUUCCAGUCAAAGAAUCAGACAACUUUAUACAUGAGCAUCAGUGAUGGGAAAAGUUUUUUUUUUUUUUUUUUUUUUUUUUUGUAGAAAUCAAUCUAAAUAUUUAAUAUGUUGCUCCGGAACAACCAUAAUAAUGUUUAUAAAGUACCUGUAUUUAUGUACUGAUUGUUUUAGUACAAUUAUAAAACAAAGUUAAUUUUUUCAUUUUAAUUUUACAUUUUAAUUUUAAAGUUGUUAAUUUCAUCUAUACAGCAGCUCUGGAGAAAGAUGACGUCUCUGUCCAGCUCAGUUCAAUUCUCAUUCAAUAGUGUCAUUGCAGGCGAAUCAGUAAUAUUGUUGAAAAUCAAGUGACCCCAAACUUCAUCAGAAUGGAUAAAAAAGAAAAGAAAACAACACUGUAAAUCAGACACUGUAUAUACAUUAUACUCAAGUGUUUUCUGUUAAAUAGAGGUGUAGGUUUGAUUAUGAAUUAUAGCAUUUAUGGAUUACUAUUGAUUUACAUGUACUUAUUGGGGUGUGUUUUAAAAUUGUUUUUAGUGAUAUGUGGGUAAAUGAAUUAAAGUCAAACCUGUAUCUAAACAAUUGAAAGACAAAAACAAUACAAUUAUUCUGAUAUAUAUGAGAAUAUUCUUAUAAGAAAGUGUUCUUAAGUUUAAAGAAAAAUAAUGCAAUAUGACACAGUAUAUAAUAGUCUAUACAGUAUAUAUUAUACAAUAAGCACAUUUAAAGUAUAUUAACAAAUAUUGGACAGCACUCUUAACUGAAUCCUUUAUUUUACAUGUGCUUUAGAAUGUCAAUAUAUCAAAAUAAAUGUACUUCUUUAAAGCACUACUACAUUAUUUAAAAUGCACAUUUAAGUUAAACUAACAUAUCAUUACAAAGUGCAUUUUUAAAAAGGCCACUUAAGAAACAGUAAUGAAAGUGUAUUUCAUUUAAGUGACCUUUAAUUUUAGUAAUAUUAUCUGCAAGUAAACUUUUUAAAAAACAUGUUAUCUACAUGUUUGUACAUAUACUUUAUCAUAUAUGUCUCCAGCAAACAAUGAAAUAAAGUCAGUCUGGUUAGUAAUAAGUGAAGAUGUAAUGCUGUUUGUGGAGUUGUUUAAUCCUCCUCUGCUGAGAUCUU